AUGGCAAAUGAAGCUGCCUUUGAUUUGUUUUGUGAUGAUUUUUACUUCUCAUUACUUUUUGACGAAAUCCAAAAUGUCGAAAACUUUUCAAUAUCAGAUGACAAAUAUGCUGAACAACUCCAGGAUCAAGAAAUAAUAAUGAGUUCAACAAUUUUCAAUCAAAACUCGACCAAUUCCCCUGCAGAGGAGAGUAGUGUAGAUCAACCUGAAAUCGGCGAAUCAUCGUUAAGUUUCUGCGAGAUUUGUGCAGAGAGAAAAGAAAUUGAUGAAAUGUUCACAAUUGAAUCUUGCAGCCACGUUUUUUGUACUGAUUGUAUUAACAAGCACGUCUCAAUAAAAAUCCAGGACAAAAUUCAUGUUGUGACAUGUCCUGGUGUAGCUUGCAGGGGAAUUCUCGAUUUCGGAACGUGCAUUUCGAUUAUACCUAAAGAUGUACGUAAUAGUUGGGACGAAUUGUUGUGUGAAUCACUUAUUCUUGCCUCGCAGAAAUUCUACUGUCCAUAUAAAGAUUGUUCGGCAAUGCUAGUGAACGAUUCGGAUGAUAUAGUUAGGGAAUCUGAGUGUCCUGUUUGCCGGAGAUUGUUCUGCGCACAAUGUUAUGUACCGUGGCAUUGUGGAGUUCAAUGCGAAGAGUUUCGGAAAAUGAAUGUGGAUGAAAGAAGCAGAGAAGAUUUAAUGGUGAAGGAAUUAGCAAAGGCGAAACAGUGGACUAGAUGUCCUUAUUGCAGAUUUUUCGUCGAGAAAACUGAGGGAUGCCUGCAUAUGACUUGCAGGUGUGGAUCACAGUUUUGUUAUAAAUGUGGAAUAACUUGGAGAAACAAUCAUGCUUGUUAAUGCAG
Solanum verrucosum is the source of this 839-nucleotide messenger RNA. Its product is annotated as E3 ubiquitin-protein ligase RSL1-like. The transcript has a single exon. Bases 1 to 834 code for a protein of 277 amino acids. Gene Ontology annotation, cellular component: ubiquitin ligase complex; cytoplasm. The record is from RefSeq and is a predicted model, not a curated record. Gene Ontology annotation, biological process: positive regulation of proteasomal ubiquitin-dependent protein catabolic process; ubiquitin-dependent protein catabolic process; protein polyubiquitination. Lineage: Eukaryota; Viridiplantae; Streptophyta; Magnoliopsida; Solanales; Solanaceae. Gene Ontology annotation, molecular function: zinc ion binding; ubiquitin conjugating enzyme binding; ubiquitin protein ligase activity.